CCUGCUCCGUGGGAAGCCUGCUUCUCCUCCUCCUCCCACCUUCCCCCCCCCCAACUGCUUGUGUUCCCUCUCUCGCUGUGUCUCUCUCUGUAAAAUAAAUAAAUAACAUUAAAAAAAAAAACUUACUUGAGAGCGAACACACAUGUGCACGAGCAGGGGGAGGGGCAGAGAGAGAAGCAGACUCCCCACUGAGCUCAGAGCCUGACAUGGGGCUGGAUCUCAUGACCCUGAGAUCAUGACCUGAGCCGAAAUCAAGAGUCAGAUGCUUAACCAACUGAGCCACCCAGGCGCCCUGCAGUUGCCUUUUAAUGAAGCAGGUGUAGGAUAUGUUCUUUGGACCUACGAUCAUACAGAGACCCCACAGAAGAAACCCUAAAAUUGGGACUGUGGUCCUUGCUCCUAGAAUUGCCUGCGUCACUAAUAGAAGGCAGGAGAACCAGGAUUCGCUUCAGGUCUCCAGGGCAACAGGCCAGGUGACCAAUCAAGUUCUAGGUCCGGGGUUGUUGUUGGAGGUGAAUGUGUUGCUAUGACUACUGAAUCCUGGGUGACCGACUGGACAGAAGGGAGAGCCUGCUUCUCCUCCUGAGCCCGCGUCCCACCAGCUUGUGGACAUGUCUGUGGAAAAGACGACAAAAGUUGAAGAGAGUUUUCCAAGGGUCCUGGGAUUUAAGAAGAUGGUUGACAGGUGGCGAAAUUCACGCGCUCACUCUCUGUGGCAGACGACACUAAGCCAGAGGAGAAACCUGUAUGCUGCCCUAAGGAUGCAGGACACCAUGGGACAGGAGUUGGCACUGGCACGUAAGCAGCUACUGAUGGUCCGGCAAGCGGCCCUGCACCAGCUGUUGGAAAAGGAGCAUCGGCAGCACCAGCAGGAACUAAAUCAGAUGGGCAAAGCUUUUUAUGUGGAGAGACUCUGAUGGAAUCUGAAACAAACAAAGAUGGCUCUUAAAGGCUCAAAUGUAGACAUAUGGCUCAUUCUUCAGUCCUAAAUCUUGACUUCUUUGAACCGUGUUUAUUCAUAGCCAUAAUCUUAAAACAGCUUCCUGGGUUUUACUCACCACCUCUUAGAUCUCUCUUCCUCUGGUCUUUUCUGAAUAGCUCUGAGUGUGGCUCAGAGAACCAUGUGCUUGGGUGUCAGGAGGCCUGGAGUUCAGGGUUUGGGUCAGCCAGUUAUGAGACCCAGGACAGGUCUCUCUUCUCUGGACCCGAAUUCGUACCCUUCCCACCUCUGCAAAUUGACAGGGUUCCAAACUGAAGUGCCACGGAGGCAAGGCAGGUGAGAUAGCGGGUCUAAGAGAGUGAGGAGCACUGAGAUUUAUGGGGAACUGUUAAGAGCAUGUUAAAUCUAACAUGCGUUCAGAUUCUGAAGAAUUCUAAAAAGUACUGAUUGAUCACAUAUGUCUAUAGUCCACAGAGAACCUUACUUACGAAGAUCCACUUUCCAUAAAAUGAGAUCCCAAGCCCGAGAGAUCCCUGUUGUGGAGCCAGGAACGGGUGCGGUGCGGGGACACCACCAGGCUGACUUCCCGGUUUCUUCCCCUGCUGUCUGUAUCCUCAUUGGCCACGCGUCCUCUCCACACUGAUCUUGCCCGGCCCUCCACUCCAGGCGGUCGGUGCACUGCACAGCUCACAUCUCCCCUCCCCCACCCCCACCCCGAGUCUGGCCCCACCCUCCAGUGUGCAUUCCUCUGAUGUCAGAGCCCUCUCCUUUUCUCCCUCCACAUCCCACUGAUGGACACAAAGAAGCAGCAGGUAUAGAGAAGGGUAUGGGUUUUGGAGUCAGGUGUGGAUUCAAAGUCCUGCUUCAUCCCUUAAUUGUCACCUUGUGUAAGUUACUUCUCUGAACCUGUUUCCUUUUUUGAAAGUGGGGAAAAUAAUACCCAUCUCACAGGAUCAUUAUGAGAAUUAAAUAAAAUAAGGUAUGUAGAGAGCAGGCCUAGUGCUUGAGGAACAGCAGGUAUCCUCCCUUUCCCCUCUCAGAUUUCCCUGUGACCCAGGCCCUUCUCAGGCCCCUCGCCAGCCCCCGGCCACCCCCUAUGCAGCCGAGAUAUCACUCCAUCCCACGCCUGCCUUUCUGCCCUGUGCAUCCAUUCGUUGUCCAGCUUCCACCAGCCCCACUUCCCAAGAGUCUUUAGUCAAUGACUCACAGGUUCCUGCACCCAACAAGACAUGGGGCUCAUGGGCUGGUUGGGGGAGGCAGGCGUGGGCACGGAAGGAAGGUGAGGGGCACCUGGGUGGCUCAGUCGGUUGAGUGUCGGACUCCUGAUUUCAGCUCAGGUCAUGAUCUCAGGGUUGUGAGAUCCAGCCCCAUGUCCUCAGCAGGGAGUCUGCUCGGAAUUCUCUCCUUCUGCCCCUCCC
Molecule: messenger RNA, 2358 nt
Organism: Mirounga angustirostris (Northern elephant seal)
Lineage: Eukaryota; Metazoa; Chordata; Mammalia; Carnivora; Phocidae
Gene: CFAP141
Product: cilia and flagella associated protein 141
Exons: 4
Coding region: 612-917 (101 amino acids)
Source: RefSeq, a predicted model, not a curated record